Molecule: messenger RNA, 935 nt
Organism: Branchiostoma belcheri (Belcher's lancelet)
Lineage: Eukaryota; Metazoa; Chordata; Leptocardii; Amphioxiformes; Branchiostomatidae
Product: low-density lipoprotein receptor-related protein 6-like
Exons: 4
Source: RefSeq, a predicted model, not a curated record
AUGUCUGAAAAUACGAUAGUCUUCUACUUGCUCCAUUGUGAAUCUGCCUGGCGGAGAUCGGAAGGUUCCGGGUCGGAGUUCCAAAUAGUGGCAGUAAAUCACCGUAAUGCCACGCCAUAUUUCACUUCCUUUUGCCUGGCGAUCGUGAUAAAUGAGCAAAUAGUUUUUGAAAGUACGAAAGAAGAUGAUAAUUCAAGACGUGACACGAUUGUUCGAAAAAUCUAUCCAAAGUUUUUUAAUACUUUGGAUAUUUUCUCCACCUUAGGAGACCCCGGCUCCAGUCGCAUCAGUGAGCCAUUCCUAUUGGUAACUGACAGGGAUGGAGGAAUCAUUCUUCAAGUUAACAUCCCUUCCGGUUCGACCACCACGCUUCCGCUCGGAGAUGUAGGAAAGCCCUUAGCCCUGGACUACGACCCGCUCACGGACUACGUGUACUGGUCAGAUGACCGGAACGACAAAAUCCACCGGGCUCGUCGUGAUGGAAGUGGCAGGGAGACCAUCUUAGACAUCAACUAUGUCGUUGGCCUGGCGUUGGACCACGCUGGAGGGGAUAUCUACUGGACUGAUUAUGAUGAAAACACCAUCUCUGUAGCAAAGAUGAAUGGAUCGUCAACUAGAACACUAGCCGUCAGCCGUCCUUAUGACCUGGUCCUGGACCCCAAGAAUGGACUCAUGUACUGGGCGGACCGUGGUAAUGACAGAAUUGACCGUGCUGCGAUGGACGGCAGUAACCCAACCACCAUCAUCACGGGCCUGUCUUCUACCCGCGCCGUUACAAUAGACUAUAGAGAGGACCGGCUGUACUACUCUGAUGGGACCCGCAUGUACAGCUCAGACCUGCUGGGUAACGAUAUCCAACAACUGCUCUAUGAAUCCGGGAAGACGGUGCGGGGGAUUGCUGUUGACGAGAACUACGUCUACUGGUCGUCUUCCUG